Molecule: messenger RNA, 1721 nt
Organism: Patella vulgata (common limpet)
Lineage: Eukaryota; Metazoa; Mollusca; Gastropoda; Patellidae
Product: protein MTO1 homolog, mitochondrial
Exons: 10
Coding region: 199-1152 (317 amino acids)
Biological process (GO): tRNA methylation; tRNA wobble uridine modification
Cellular component (GO): cytosol
Molecular function (GO): flavin adenine dinucleotide binding
Source: RefSeq, a predicted model, not a curated record
GGGAAUAUCAGUCCAGAAAGUACAAUUACAAAGAUAUGAUGAAUUGAAAAUUUCGCAAUAUUCAGCAUCCCCUGCAGACGAUUUUGUCCAUCUAUAGAAUCAAAGAUACUGAGAUUUCCUGGAAGAAAACAUCAAGUCUGGUUGGAACCUGAGGGUUUUGACAGUGAGGUGAUCUAUCCUAAUGGAAUAUCUUGUACUAUGCCAGAAGAAGAUCAACAUAGAUUGGUCAAGUCAAUACCUGGAUUAGAAAAUGCUCAAUUAGUGCAACCAGGUUAUGGUGUAGAGUAUGAUUAUAUAGAUCCACGACAGCUGAAACCAUCACUAGAAACUCUUCGUAUACAGAACUUAUUCCUUGCAGGUCAGAUUAACGGAACAACAGGGUAUGAAGAGGCAGCCGCUCAGGGUAUUAUAGCUGGUAUUAAUGCAGGGCUAAAGGUGAAAAAUAGGCCAGCAUUUAUUAUAGAUAGAACAGAAGGUUAUAUAGGUGUUUUAAUAGAUGAUUUGACAACUCAUGGUACCAAUGAACCUUAUCGUAUGUUCACCAGUAGAGCAGAGUUCAGAUUAUCUUUAAGACCUGAUAACGCUGAUAUGAGACUCACAGAAAAAGGUUAUAGUACAGGUUGUGUCCAUGAAGAAAGGUUGCAGAAGACUGUCAAACUUAAACAAGAAGUAGAAGACAGUAUGGCAUUGUUGAAAUCUGUACAGAAAAAAAAUAAUGCAUGGAAGAAAGAUUUUGGAAUUGUUAACAGAGACUGUCAUCUAUAUAAAAGUGCCUAUGAUAUGUUGACUUUUCCGGGUAUAACUGUGGAUAAAUUAGCAGAUAGAUACCCAGAGUUAUUCGGCCAUCUUAAAGGUAGAAAGUCACUCCAAGAAAGAUUGGAAGUUGAAGCUAGAUAUGCAAGUGAUGUAGCCAGUCAACAGAUGGAAAUAAACGAAGUUAGAAGAGAAGAACAAUUAGUUUUACCUGAACAUCUGGAUUAUUUCAGAUUGAAUAUAUCCGAGGAUUCCAAGAAUAAACUAUCUGAGGCACGUCCUGCAACGAUAGCUGCUGCCAGUAGAAUACCAGGUAUUACACCAGCUGCAAUAUUUAUAUUACUGAAACAUGUUCAAAGAGAAUUUAAAGUUAACAGAAAUAAUAUUGGUGUUUCCUGAGAGAUAGUGAAUUUUAAAAAUGGAUAAGAAAAAGAGAUUAAAUGCUUGGUGUGUGAGCGUAGUAUUUAUGAUGUGCAAAACAAAAAGUGACAUAAAUGUUAACAGUUUGUGAUUGUGUCCUAAAAAAUUCUAAGGGGAUGAUCGAUUGUCAGUCCGGAACGUCCCGAAUUGACAGAAUCGCAAUCAAGUGAUACGGAAUUAAGUCCUGUCACAGUUCUGUCAAUCCAAACAGCUGAGGUGGUGUGUGAGUAGAAUCGUGACGUAUUUUAGUUAGCAAAUAUGUUUCAGCUGCCAUGAUUGGUUGAGAUAUUUUAUAUGCAGUCGGCACAUGCGUUGUACUCCGAAAUUCUCCUUUUCACUCGAUUGACACUAUUUUUGGGAUUGAGAGAAUUCAAUUCUGGAACGUUCAAUCAAGCAUCUCCUAAAUGUUAUAAGUGGUGAAAAUUUAUAAAUCUGAAAAUGAUUUAUUUCCACAGCAGCAGCAUUAAAAUAAACUAACAACUAAAAUGGCAGAACAAUACGAUGUGCAUCUUAGGAAACAAUAAAAUGUUACUCUAAUUUAUAUCAAA